AUGGAGUCUCGGUUUACUGCAAUUACUGGAGAUCAAUUUGGUCAGGAUUGUCAGACCGACGGAGAGACAGGCCUGCAUCCACAACUCCGCCGAAUCGAUUCAACCCCAUCACAAACAGCACCAUCACCACCACUCUCCUCCGCUCCGAGGCGAUCGAGCAGGCAGAGACAUGCCUCUUUUCUGUUCGUCGUUGCACCUCCUACCUUCCGUACUCUCUGGGUGGUGUGGCAGAGCAAUUGUUGUUGGAUUAGGAUGAGUAUUGAGGAUGGCGCUUGA
Messenger RNA from Cercopithifilaria johnstoni, 276 nucleotides. Lineage: Eukaryota; Metazoa; Nematoda; Chromadorea; Rhabditida; Onchocercidae. The record is from the annotation of a GenBank genome assembly.